Messenger RNA from Cavia porcellus (domestic guinea pig), 4077 nucleotides. It is a transcript of the gene Spin4, whose product is annotated as spindlin family member 4. The coding region runs from base 675 to 1424 and encodes 249 amino acids. The record is from RefSeq and is a predicted model, not a curated record. Lineage: Eukaryota; Metazoa; Chordata; Mammalia; Rodentia; Caviidae. Gene Ontology annotation, cellular component: nucleoplasm; cytosol. The transcript has a single exon. Gene Ontology annotation, biological process: gamete generation; regulation of DNA-templated transcription.
UCUGUUUGGCUCAGGUUUGAGAGAAACAGUAGGGGGGAGAAAGAGAAAAAGAAGUGAGCCAGUGUCAGAGCCGACUUAACCCAAGCGCGCGCACUGACCCUCCCUGCAGACGCCCGCCCAGCGGAAGGCAAAACGGCAGAGGGCGGGGCCAAGGUACAGGCGGGCUCUGAAGGGGCGGGUUCCCUAAUCCGCAAAAACGCGGUUCCAAACUGGCCCAAACCGACUAACGCUGCAAAAGCCAGGCCGCGCUAACUCCUCAGAGACCUGCUGCCUCUUCCUGCACCUUUGCCAUUGCAGUUCAUUUGCCUACCUUUCAGUCGUCGUCUUCUUUGUCACCGUGCCGCUACCACAGCAGCAUCGACGACAGAUAAGUGGCGGAUUCAGGAAUUUGGGGUUGGGAGUCUGGGCAGGCGCCAGGAACCGACAGCACUCACGAGCCCGCCAUCUCUCUCUAGCCACCACGGCUGCAGUUUCUCUCCCGGUCCGGAACACCGUUGAGAGGCACACGCUGUCCCAGUGCUUACUGUCAGAAUUAGAGCUUUUCUGUCAGUUCUGUGCAAGCGCUUGAAGAAGGAUCCAGUCUCUGAGAUCGCGAAAAAAAUUAUAAUCUCAUUUUGUCAGCUUAUUUAAGCAAGCAGUAACUUUGCCUAACACUUCUUUCUUAAGUCCUGAGCAUGUCUCCUCCAACAGUGCCUCCCACAGGGAUAGAUGGCGUGUCUGCAUACCUGAUGAAGAAAAGGCACACCCACAGGAAGCAGCGGCGCAAGCCCACUUUCCUCACUUGUAGGAACAUAGUGGGCUGUCGCAUUCAACACGGCUGGAAAGAAGGCAAUGAGCCGGUGGAGCAGUGGAAGGGCACCGUACUCGAACAGGUUUCUGUGAAGCCCACACUCUACAUCAUUAAAUAUGAUGGCAAAGAUAGUGUGUAUGGAUUAGAACUUCACCGAGAUAAAAGAGUUUUAGCGCUGGAGAUUCUUCCUGAGAGAGUGCCAGCUCCUCGUAUUGAUUCACGCUUGGCAGAUUCCUUGAUUGGGAAAGCAGUGGGGCAUGUGUUUGAAGGUGAGCACGGUACAAAAGAUGAAUGGAAGGGUAUGGUACUGGCGCGAGCACCCGUGAUGGAUACUUGGUUUUAUAUCACCUAUGAGAAAGAUCCAGUCCUAUAUAUGUACACCUUGCUGGAUGACUACAAAGAUGGUGACCUUCGUAUCAUCCCAGAUUCCAGCUACUAUUUUCCUACAGCAGAACGGGAGCCUGGAGAAGUGAUCGACAGCCUCGUGGGCAAGCAGGUGGAGCACGCCAAAGAUGAUGGGUCCAAGAGAACUGGCAUUUUCAUUCAUCAAGUGGUGGCCAAGCCAUCUGUUUACUUUAUUAAGUUUGAUGACGAUAUUCACAUUUAUGUCUAUGGUUUGGUGAGAACUCCGUAAGUUUGUUAUGCUCUUUACAAAAGUUGUGGAGUUAUUAGAUGUAAAAUAUUUCCUGUUCUCAUAAUUGCACCUUUGAGAACAGUUUUGACUCAAAAAUUCAGGAAAGUGGGUAAAUGUUAUUGUGCCUCAAAAUCUUACAUUGUCUAGUUCCACAGUUUUGGCCCAAUGUACAGUGAUAAUUUUGAUAUUUAUUCUAUAAUUGAAAUUUUUAAUUCGGCGCUGAUAGUAAAAUAAAGUGCAACCAUUGGAACAAUGCAAAAGUAAAUCAGCCUUGCACUAUGUCCUUCUUUCCCCACUUUUUCCUUGCCUCUUUUUCUUCCAAGGUAACAAGUGUCAAAAACAUGACUUUUUCUGUCCUCAAGAAUUGUUACAGUAUUUUCUCUAAAAAUGACAAGUUGCAAGUAUUUAUCUAAUUGCUUUUCCCACUUUGCAUACAGAUAACAGCCUUCCAGGCUAAUUAAUACAAUUAUCUGUCUCUACCACUAUCUUUCACUCUUAUUCUCUUGCUUACUGUUUCAUACAUAGUAUAUGUAAGGUGCCAAAAAAGUAUUCAACCAUCCUGUUACUAAUGGUCAGUUAUUUCCUUUUUUUUUAUUGUAACAUUGCCAAAAUAUACUGGUCCUUUUAUUUCUACAGGUUAGAUUCUCAGAAAUGCUAAAUAGGCACAUGUUUAAUUUUAAGAACUAUUAUAACAGUACUUGUAAUGGAUUCAAGUCCCCAUUCCAGCAUCUUCUACAGCAAUCAUUAGUGCUUGAAAAUCUGAAAGGUGAAGAAUUGCAUUGCAUUCCUUGUCACUUUAGUUGGCUUUUACUAGAUUUCAAUGAAUAUUUCUUUUUCUAUCAGGACAUUUCUCUUUUGUGAUUUGACAGUUAUUAUCAUUUGUUCAUUGAUGUGUUGAAUUGUUGAUUUUUUUUCCUUAUAAAUUUGUAGGAAUUCCUAUUUUAAAGUCCAUUUAAUUAUUUGUAACUCAUGUUAUUAUUUUUUCAUUAUAUCAUUACUCUUGACUUUAUUGAUGAUAUGUUUUACUUUAUAAUUUUUAGAAAAAAUUUAGAUAGACCACUAUUUCUUUUAUAGUUUUUUCUGUUUUUUGUUGUUUUUUUUUCAGAUGGAUGUCCCUAACUUGUCAGAUAAAUAUUCACCUACAUUUUUCUAAUAAUUUUACUGUUUUUAAAGUUUAAAUGUUUUAUCCAAAAAAUUCAAAUUUCAUCUGAAAUUUAUUGUUACAUCAUUUAAAAUAGAGAUCCAACUACACUUUUCUUUUACAUUCAUUAGCUAUCUUAUUUGUAACAAUUUUCAAAUAUCUAAACCAGUAUGACAUAGAUAUAAUUAUAGUGGCAAACCAUAGAUUUUAGAACUAGUAGAGCAAGUCAUUAGUAUUUUUUAAUCAUCUAAUUUUUCUUGACACUUAUUCUUACAUAUGAAAAUUCAGAAUAUUUUUAGCAUUGAAAAAAAGCCUAAUGUCUUAACUAUAGUUGAAGUACACUUCUGCAUUCUCAUUUUAAGGAAUAUUUAAUAAUAUUAACCUUUAACAUUCAAGAGUGUUGGUACAUUAUUGAAAAUUUUAUUCUCUUUUUAAUAAUAUUCUUCAUAUCAUCUUUACCUGAAUUCAUUUUGUAAGUAUUUUUAUACAUAUCAAAUUGUUACAUUACAAUUUGGACAGCUUUCUUUUCUUCAUUUGUAACAUUUCGGAUAAUGAAAGCCACCUAAAGAAUUUCAUAUAUUUACCUUUUACCGAUUUUUUUUUAAUCCUAAAUUACAGUAGACUUUUAAAAUAGAAUAUUUUGGAUUUUCUAGAUAUAUAAUCAUUACACAUGUAACUAGAGAUUAUUUUUCUUCUAAUAUUCAUACUGAUUUUUAUUACAUUAGCUGAUUUACCCAAAACAGUAUUGCAUAACAAUAAUAACGAACAUAUUUGUCCUAUUUUUAUUUUUCAUAUAAAUAUCCUUAGAAUUUCAUACUGGUAUGAUAUUUGCUGUUGGUUAUUGAUAGUCAUUAAUAUGUUUAGAAAUUUUUGCUUUUCCUGUUUUAAAUAGUAUUAUUAUUAUUAGAAGGGGCUCCUGGCUUUUAUCAAAUGCAUUUUUACACCUAUUAUUAACAUAUAUCAUUUUUCAUUUUUGAACCAAAUAUGCAUUUUCAAAAUAAAUUCUACUAGACCAUGGUGAAAUAAUCAUUUUUUAAAUGGCUAGAUUUUAUUUACCAAUAUUAAAUUUAGAAUUAUUUUAUUUGCAUUCCAAAUUGGAAUUUUUAUGCUCUGUAUAUCAAGUUUUGUUAUUAAACUUAUUCUAGCUUUAAAAACUAUGACUUGAUGAGUUUUCAGUCUUUACCUGUGAACUGAAAUAAUUUAAAUAACAUUAGAAUUUUUGUUCUUAAAAAUUACCUAGUAAGAAGCUAUAAAACAGUGUAACCCCAGUGACACUUUUGAUUAUAGAUAUUUAAUCAGUAAUCAAAUUUUUUCAGUGGCAAUUAGUUUGUUCAAGACUUUGUUAAAAAGAAAUAUGUAUUUUGUGUAAGAUACAGAGUUUCAGGUUGUCUGUAUUACCAAACUUGUUGAUUGUACUAUUCAGAUGCUAUAAGUCUUCAUAUAUUUUAUGCUAAUUAGAUCUGUUCAAUUUUGAAAAUGUAAUAAAAUCAUGAGUUGCAAUGAUAUUUUAAA